CAACUGUGACUUCUGAUUUUGAAUUCUCUACAGGUUAUUGGGAGCAUGCACUCUGUCCAGGAUGCUUUGUUCCAAAUUACUUGUAGGCUUCGUGAUACAAUGUUUCCCAUGAAGCCACAUAUUUCAAAUAUUGCCCCUUCGCAUUUUCCCUCCUAUUCUGAAAUUCCAUCCCCAUCAUUCAGGCCAAGGCACGGUCCUGCUUCUCCUAGUUACCGCUCACCUGCUGGCUACCCUCAUGAUCGUGCUCCCCAUUUCCAUGGCUAUGAAAGACAAGGACAUGUUCCAUUUUUUGAUAGACCUCCUUCACCUGGAAGAUGGGGUCCUCAGGCAGUCAGUUCUAGAUAUACAGCUGGAGUGGCUGAUUUAAGUGGAGGCUUUGCCUUGAAGAAUGGGCACAAUGGCAGUGAGACGGCAACACCUAAUUUGCCAGGCAUUGUUAUUGAAGUUGUAAUUCCUCAGAUUUUGUUAAAACAUGUUUAUGGAGAGGAUUCUCGCAACCUUAGUGAUAUAACAAGGAUUUCAGGUGCUAAGAUAAUAGUUCAUGAUCCUGUAGCCAGUUCUACAGAAGGCACUGUUGUUGUGUCGGGGACACCAGAUCAAGCACGAGCUGCUCAGAGCCUUAUUCAUGCCUUCAUCUUAUCUGAACAGAAUAUGUAGAUUUUCCUUCUUUAUUCAUGUUCCUAGAGGUAACCUAUGUGGUGGUUUCUUUUUUGUUUUUGUUUUUUAUUUCUUAGGAGCAAUAUCAAGUUCUUAACUCACAUUUCCUUUUUCAAUUCAGUUGACACAUAUUUGUGAUAGUAAAAUAAGUGUAAAUAAUUGUCAGAACCUGUGGGAAAGACAUAAGGUAUGUGAGAAUUAUCACUCGAGGGGCUAAAGGGAAAAAGCCUUAAUGAAGUGGAAAGAAAGAGAAUAUAAAAAGAGACUCGUUGGGGGGGGGGGGGGGUUAGGCUGUCUUUUCCAUCACAUUUGGAUAUUGGAGUAUUUUGCAGGCAAAACCUGUGCAAGUCUGCAUAGAAAACGACAAGCACAUGAAUUUAUCAGUUCAUAUGAUUCUUGUAGUAUGUGGAGCAUUCUGAUGUGGGUCUAUAAGAAACACAAGACGUAGAUGUACCCUUCUAAAUCCUUGUGAUUUCCUUUGGCUAUACAUGUUGCUAAUAAUCAGUUGAGUGUUGAAUUGCUUGGACACUAUCAUGUGCAUGAAAAUCAUAGAAUUAUAUAUUGUUUAUUA
Messenger RNA from Nicotiana tabacum (common tobacco), 1228 nucleotides. The record is from RefSeq and is a predicted model, not a curated record. NCBI's taxonomy places the organism in Eukaryota, Viridiplantae, Streptophyta, Magnoliopsida, Solanales, Solanaceae.